ACCACUUUUCUUAAUCUUCGUGCUGAGUCAACCGAGGACUCUUCUUUCGGACUGAGGGAUUAUUGUUUAAGAAUGUCAAAUCAUGUUUGCUAGUUAUCAAUCGAUCAAUUCCAAAUCUGCAUGGUCACUAGAAUGCGAAAAAGAUGUUUCUAUUAUCAGAUAGAUAUGAGAUAUUAUAGUAGCCAACUAAUAGAUUAUUUAUUGAGAAACUUCUAUACUUUACAAUUCUGACUAUUAGUUGCACACAAUGCAGUGGAAUCUCAUGACACUUCUUGGUCCAAUGGCUGCGGUGGAAAAUAUUAUAUACCUUGGAUAUGCAGGUGAUCCUUCAUCUGCUAUCCGUGUCACUCGAAGAAGGCGCUUAGAUCGGAAGAAGCAGCACUCAGAUGGAAAUGUGUACCAGUGUUUUGUUUUUGGGCCGAAAAAAGCAGGAAAAUCUGCAAUUUUGAAUUCCUUUGUUGGAGGGUUUGUGUGUGUGUUCUCUUUCGGAAACAUUUAAGAUCAAAUAUUUUUGAAAUAUAGAUAACUUGGACUAGGAAACGUAGUUUGGAUGUUACUUUCCCAAUAAAACUUGUUCAUCCAUUUAACUCCAGGCCUUUCUCCGAGGAAUAUGAAUCAAAUGCUGAUGAGAGAUACACAGUUAAUGCAGUCCGUCUGCCUGGGGGUGGUAGGAAAACUCUAGUCUUGCAUGAGGUUCCCAAUGAUGCUGUGCAAAAGCUUCUCUCUAGAAAAGAUGCUUUAGCUGCAUGUGACGUUGCAAUAUUUGUCCAUGACAGGUGUCCUUUCUCAUGAGUUUGCUCUCCUCACAUUCUUAUUGAUUGUUCAGCGCACACACACACAGCAUUGUAUAUGCGUGUAUAUAUCAUUUCAAAAAGUUAGUCUCUUUAUUUCCUUUAAGGGGACGAGCCACAUUGGAACAGUAAAUUAGUCAAUUAAAAAUAGUACUCCCGCCAGCUUCUUCUGUACGCCAAUAGAUCAUGUCCUCCGUA
This is a messenger RNA of Cuscuta campestris, 989 nucleotides long. The record is from the annotation of a GenBank genome assembly. Lineage: Eukaryota; Viridiplantae; Streptophyta; Magnoliopsida; Solanales; Convolvulaceae.